AUGGCACCACACGCUGAGGACGGGGUCAACGGUUCCAGUGGUGCAAGCAGCCUCGACUUCACCACUUUCUCAAACAUCAUCGAUGGGAAACUGUCGUCGACAAGCCAAACCCGCCAUGGAAUCAACCCUGCAACGGACAAGCCUAAUCCAGAAGUACCUGUCUCGACCCCAGAGGAUGUCGAUCGAGCCGUAGAAGCGGCGAAGAAGGCGGCGAAGAGCUGGGCAAACACGAGCUACGCGGACAGGAGAAAAGCAGUGUUAGCCUUUGCAGAUGGCCUGGAGAAGGAAAAGGAUGCCUUUGCACAAUUCCUGACAAAGGAACAGGGAAAGCCACUUCAUUGGGCAUAUUUCGAGCUGGAUUUUGCCUUGUCCGCCAUUCGAACUAUGGCAGGCCUCGAGCUGCCCACAGAUGUCGUUGCCGAUGAGGAGGGACGCAAGAUCAUCGUGAGGUAUACACCCCUUGGCACUGUUGUCGGCAUUGUUCCGUGGAACUACCCGAUCCUCCUAUGCGUUACCAAAAUUGCUCCGGCCGUUGUCACGGGAAAUCCCAUCAUUAUCAAGCCUUCCCCCUUUACACCAUAUGGUGGGCUUAAACUGGUUGAGUUAGCCCAACGAUACUUCCCCGCGGGUGUGGUACAGGGAUUAAGUGGUGAUGAUAACCUUGGUCCAUGGUUGACGUCGCAUCCUGGUCCUGCAAAGAUCAGCUUUACCGGAUCCUCUGCUACAGGCAAGAAGGUCAUGGCGAGCGCAAGCAAGACUUUGAAGCGCGUCACGCUCGAGCUGGGAGGAAAUGAUCCGGCAAUUAUACUCGAAGACGUAAACAUCAAGGAAGUAGCAGCGAAGGUUGCCACUCUUGCCUUCUUGAACUCUGGUCAGAUAUGUCUCGCUCUGAAACGUAUCUUUGUCCACGAAAAGAUCUUCGAUGAGUUCCGUGACGCAAUGGUGGAACACACCAAGACUCUAAAGCUUGGUGAAGCUCAUGAGGAAGGUGUGUUCCUCGGACCAAUUCAGAAUUCGAUGCAAUAUGAGAGGGUCAAGGGAUUUUUCGGCGAGAUCGAAAAAGAGAAAUUGAAUGUGGCGGUGGGAGGCAAGAACCCUGAUGGUCCUGGAUAUUUCAUUACUCCCACAAUCAUCGAUCGACCAAAGGAAGAUUCCCGACUGGUCGUGGAAGAGCCUUUCGGUCCUAUUGUCCCACUCUUGAGCUUCAGCACCGACGAGGAAGCCAUCACCAAAGCGAAUAACACAAACUACGGUCUUGGAGCCUCUGUGUGGUCGAGUAAUCUAGACCGGGCUACCAAGAUCGCCGAGCAACUUGAAGCUGGCAAUAUCUGGAUCAAUACGCACUUUGAGCUGGACAUCAGAGCCCCUUAUGGAGGGCACAAGGAGAGCGGCAUCGGGAUAGAAUUCGGAAUUGGUGGCCUGAAGUCGUAUUGCAACAGCCAGACUGUGUAUCUGAAGAAGUGA
This is a messenger RNA of Exophiala bonariae, 1464 nucleotides long. RefSeq lists its product as uncharacterized. The record is from RefSeq and is a predicted model, not a curated record. Lineage: Eukaryota; Fungi; Ascomycota; Eurotiomycetes; Chaetothyriales; Herpotrichiellaceae. The coding region runs from base 1 to 1464 and encodes 487 amino acids. Gene Ontology annotation, molecular function: aldehyde dehydrogenase (NAD+) activity. The transcript is spliced from 4 exons.